Molecule: messenger RNA, 867 nt
Organism: Lytechinus pictus (painted urchin)
Lineage: Eukaryota; Metazoa; Echinodermata; Echinoidea; Temnopleuroida; Toxopneustidae
Exons: 2
Coding region: 1-867 (288 amino acids)
Source: RefSeq, a predicted model, not a curated record
AUGGUGCGUAUGAAGGAAAUUGCUCGCAGUCAUGUUUGGUGGCCCAGGAUUGACUAUGACAUAGAGCAGAUGGUGAAGUCAUGCCAGACUUGCCAGCAGACUCGGAACGUUCCAACAGUGGCGACACUUAUGCCAUGGGUAUGGCCACAGUCACCAUGGACACGUAUACACAUAGAUUAUGCCCAGAAGGACAAGAAGGACUAUCUAGUCAUCACAGAUGCAUAUUCCAAGUGGCCAGAGGUCAUUAUGAUGUACAACAUCGGCUGCAACUAUUUCAGCAUUGAAGGACUUGUUCAGCAACAUGCAACAACUGGACAGACCCCAGCAGGUUUGUUUCUUGGACGGGAGCUUCGCACACGUCUCAGCUUGGUCAGACCUAGUACCAAGGACAAGGUCAUUAACAAGCAGAGUGACCAAAAGCUUCAUCAUGACAAACAACAUGGUCUGCGUGAAUUCUUCCCUGGAGAUCGCGUGUUAGUCAAAGACUUUCGUCAAGAUGAAACUUGGUGGUCAGGAACAGUCGCUGAACGACGAGCACCAAAGUCCUAUGUAGUCAUCCUGGAGGAUGGCAGAGUCUGGAAAAGACAUGUGGAUCAGCUGCGGUCAGAAUGCAAGGUGUCGAUGGACGAUUCCACUCAUACACAGGUGCCAACACCAUCAGCGCAUGUGGGUCCAACAGAGACUUUAGAAACUGAAAGACAUUUGUCUGCCCCAGAAAGUCUGGAGGGUAAUCACUCUCCCAUACAGGCGGGCUCACAGAUCGAAGAUGAUCCUGACAUUAUGCCUCCCAAUUCUGGCGAGGUACUCCCUCUUCGACGUUCUAAGCGUGUAAGGAAGACGCCGGAUCGGCUCAUCGAGUCCAUGUAA